Molecule: messenger RNA, 441 nt
Organism: Chaetomium strumarium
Lineage: Eukaryota; Fungi; Ascomycota; Sordariomycetes; Sordariales; Chaetomiaceae
Exons: 2
Coding region: 1-441 (146 amino acids)
Source: RefSeq, a predicted model, not a curated record
AUGCGGAUACAUCGCUUCCUCAGCCUAGCCCCCGCCCUCUUCAGCCUCCAGGCCCAUUGCCUGAAGAUAGCCUGCAGCCAGCAAUGGAUCGAGCACACCCCGCUCGCCUACGCCGCGGCCAACUUCUACAACAACAACAACAACAACAACGACAAUAAAGCCGCCGGCGACACAGCCUCCAUCAUAAGCGGCGGCAUCCCGAACCUCUCAGACCGCAGUGUCGACCUCGCAGGCAACGCCGAGACACAGGGCCUCAAAAACUACGUGACACACAAGAACUACCGGCUCAUCGGCAUCAUCGUCGAGGUCACCUACCGGCUGGUAGCCAACCGAGCCGCCGGGAUCAGCACGCUGGCCGACCUGAGGGGCAAGCGCAUCGGCACCAUCGCGGGCACGUCGGCCGAGGUGUUUCGCCGCCGGUCUCUCCUCCUCCUCUCAUGA